This is a messenger RNA of Cicer arietinum (chickpea), 1762 nucleotides long. It is a transcript of the gene UGT73K2, whose product is annotated as UDP-glucose flavonoid 3-O-glucosyltransferase 7. Lineage: Eukaryota; Viridiplantae; Streptophyta; Magnoliopsida; Fabales; Fabaceae. Gene Ontology annotation, molecular function: UDP-glucosyltransferase activity. The record is from RefSeq and is a predicted model, not a curated record.
GCAUGAAAAGAGUAUUACCAAGAAAAGAAGAGAGGAGUUACAAUCUGUGAAAGAAAAAUCGCUGGCAAAAGCAAGCAAGAAAUGGAAACAAAAUCAAAGCCAAUAAAAAUUUACAUGCUCCCAUUCUUCGCACAAGGACACUUAAUCCCUCUCGUCAACUUAGCUCGUUUAGUAGCUUCUAAAAACCAAAAAGUAACCAUCAUAACAACACCUUCCAACGCUCAACUCUUCGACAAAACAAUCGAACAUGACAAAGCCACUGGAAGCUUCAUCAACGUCCACAUUGUUAAAUUCCCGGCAACCCAACUCGGUCUCCCUAUCGGUGUCGAAAAUCUCUUCGCCGCUUCCGAUAACCAAACCGCCAGUAAAAUCGUCAUGGCAGCCCACAUCCUUAAACCAGAAAUUGAAGCCUUCAUGAAACAAAACCCACCUGAUGUUUUCAUUCCUGAUAUCAUGUUCACGUGGAGUGAAUCAACUGCUAAAAUUUUACAAAUCCCAAGGCUUGUUUUUAACCCAAUUUCAAUCUUUGAUGUUUGUAUGAUUGAAGCUAUAAAAUCUCAUCCUGAAGCUUUUGUUUCAGAUUCAGGUCCUUAUCAUAUUCCUGAACUUCCUCAUCCAAUCACACUUCCAAUUAAACCGUCACCGGGUUUCGCUAGGCUCACUGAGCCACUGGUCGAAGCAGAAAAAGGCUCUCACGGCGUUAUUGUUAACAGCUUCGCUGAAUUAGACGAAGGUUACACGGAAUAUUACGAGAAUCUCACCGGACGUAAGGUUUGGCAUGUGGGACCCACUUCACUCAUGAUAAAAACCACCCUAGAGAAAACGGAUAAUAUUAGUAAUGGAUCUUCCACGAAACACAAGUGUCUCACUUGGCUCGAUACAAAGGAGCCAAGUUCCGUUGUUUACAUUAGCUUCGGGAGUUUAUGUAGUUUAUCAAACGAUCAACUUCUAGAGCUAGCCAAAGGAAUUGAAGCUUCAAAGCAUCAAUUCCUUUGGGUGGUUCAUAGAAAAGGAGAUGAUGAUGAUGAUGAUAAUGAAAAUUGGUUACCAAAAGGUUUUAAAGAGAGGAUGAAAGAAGAGAAUAGAGGAAUGUUGAUUAAAGGGUGGGUCCCACAACCAUUGAUAUUGGAUCAUCCAUCUAUUGGCGGGUUUUUAACGCAUUGCGGUUGGAAUGCCACUGUGGAAGCUAUAAGUUCUGGAGUACCGAUGAUUACGAUGCCGGGAUUUGGGGAUCAAUAUUAUAAUGAGAAGUUGGUGACGGAGGUGCAUCGUAUUGGGGUGGAGGUGGGUGCGGCGGAGUGGAGCAUGUCACCUUAUGAUGCUAAGAAGACAGUGGUGAGUUGGGAAAGGAUAGAGAAAGGUGUGAAGAGUUUGAUGGAUGGUGAUGGUGGUGGUAAUGAAAUAAGAAAAAGAGCAAAAGAUAUGAAAGAGAAAGCAUGGAAAGCUGUUCAAGAAGGUGGAUCAUCACAAAAUUGUCUCACAGCACUUGUUGAUUACCUUCAAAGUGUGGUGGGCCCACGUCAGUCGAUCAACAACUAGCUAGUUUUUAAGUUCCGAUUUUCAUUUCCCCCUAAUUUACAAUAAUUAAUGGGCUGCCUUAGUUUGUUGUGAUGCUUUGCAGUCCAAAUCUCUGUUUACAAAAGCAUAUUUUUUUAAGCAAAUAAACUUAUUACCACAUGAUUGCAAUGAGACCAGACGAUAGAUAUAUCAGACUUUUGCCGGAAAUAAAGGUCACUCCAAUAGAUAAGAAAAGUUAAAUCAA